Messenger RNA from Pelodiscus sinensis (Chinese soft-shelled turtle), 4222 nucleotides. Lineage: Eukaryota; Metazoa; Chordata; Testudines; Trionychidae. The record is from RefSeq and is a predicted model, not a curated record.
GGGUUCGUCCGCAAGGAUUUGUAGGGCCCUGCCGUCCUGCCACAGCACAGGAUACAAUGAACAAGAUGAAAAACUUCAAGCGGCGGUUUUCCCUCUCCGUGCCCCGGACAGAGACCAUUGAGGAGUCGCUGGCUGAGUUCACGGAGCAGUUCAACCAGCUCAACAACAGGAAGAAUGAAGACCUGGCCCAAGAGCACCUACAGCUGAGCCACCUGGGCAGGGGUUUCCGGGCAGAGCCAGCCUCCAUUUCCCCCACAGAGGUGGAAGACCAGUCCCCGACAGCUGUGCGCUACCGAAGGAGCAGCCAGCGCCGCUUCUCCAUGGAGGACGUCAGCAAGCGGCUCUCCCUGCCUGUGGACAUCCGCCUGCCCCCGGAGUUCCUGCAGAAGCUGCAGAUGGACAAUCCGGACUUCCCCAAGACCUGCAGCAGGAUGUCCCGACGAGCUUCCCUCUCAGACAUCGGAUUUGGGAAGCUGGAAACCUAUGUCAAAUUGGAAAAACUGGGAGAGGGCACCUAUGCCACUGUCUUUAAAGGGCGCAGCAAGCUGACUGGGAACUUGAUCGCACUGAAGGAGAUCCGCCUGGAGCAUGAAGAAGGGGCGCCCUGCACAGCGAUAAGGGAGGUUUCCCUGCUGAAGAACCUGAAGCAUGCAAACAUCGUGACCCUCCAUGAUUUUAUCCACACUGAGCGCUCCCUCACCCUUGUCUUUGAGUACCUGGACAGUGACCUAAAGCAAUAUCUGGAUAACUGCGGGAACCUGAUGAACAUGCACAACGUGAAGAUCUUCCUGUUCCAGCUGCUCCGCGGCCUCUCGUACUGCCACAAGAGCAAGAUCCUGCAUCGCGACCUCAAGCCACAGAACCUGCUCAUCAACGAAAGGGGGGAGCUGAAGCUGGCUGACUUCGGGCUGGCCCGUGCCAAAUCAAUCCCGACCAAAACGUAUUCCAAUGAGGUGGUCACGCUGUGGUAUCGGCCCCCCGACGUCCUGCUGGGGUCUACGGAGUACUCCACGCCCAUUGAUAUGUGGGGUGUGGGCUGUAUCCACUACGAAAUGGUCACAGGACGGCCCAUGUUCCCAGGCUCCACUGUGAAAGAAGAGCUCCAUUUAAUCUUCAGGCUGCUGGGCACUCCUACGGAUGACUCUUGGCCCGGAAUCAUGUCCAGCGAGGAGUUUAAGAGUUAUCAUUUCACUCAAUACCGAGUCCAGCCUCUGAUAAGUCAUGCGCCCAGGCUGGACACAGAAGGCAUCGACUUGCUGACACGCCUCCUCCUGUAUGAAGCCAAAAGCCGGAUCUCCGCUGAAGAGGCCCUGCGACACCCUUACUUCAAGGCGCUGGGGGACCGAGUCCAGUUCCUCCCUGACAAUGCCUCCAUCUUCUCUCUGAAAGAAAUACAGCUUCAGAAGGACCCUGGCUACCGAAGCUCAGCCUUUCAGCAGUCAGCCCGAGGGAAAAACAGGAGGCAGAGUAUAUUUUAAACCUGGCUCUUGUUCCCUUUGUCACCAUGGAGGUCAAAGCACUGAGAAAGGAGAGGACUACAUGCUCCCACAAGACCCAUCCACAGAAUUACUGACUCUACAGGAAGAUACUGGAACGCCCCUCUACCAUGGGCUGUCCACUGUCCCCCAGAAUCCCACUGCUGACACCAGUCAGCCGACCAGUAGUUCUUGUCAAAGGAGCUUUGCCCUCCAGUUCCUCAUUUUUCAUGUGGCACCACCACGCGUAAGCUACUGCGUUCCAUACCCGGGUAAGGUGCUUGAUCUAGUGACUAGUUACUCUGGGAGAAACCCCGAGCUCAGGAGACUUGUGUGCUGGCCUUGUUAAGUCCUCUUUGCUGCAGUAAGAGGAGGCGAGCUGGAAUGCAGAGGAGCGCCGCAGGCGGAGGGCAGGAUCUCCAUGGGUUGGCAGACAGCUGGGCGGCGAUCCCAUCGUGUAGGACAUUUCUGUGCACGCGCAGCAUGCCUAUGCUUGGGCAUCCUGCAUUCCCAGCCACUGGGAAAGUUAGAUCAGGCAAGAUGUAUUGCACUGGAUGAAGGACAUGCUAUUUAUCACAAGCAGGGGAUAACAGAUGGGGAGCCCAUCCAGGGCUUUCUGACAUCAGACUUUUAGUUGGGUGUGAAAUCUUUACCAAGGGAGAGCUCUCCUGCCCCAUGGUGAUCGAUCAAGGAUCCCUCUUCCUCUCCCCAUGCACAGUCACCGGGAAUGCCUGAAUUGGCAGUCCCAGGGGGUGCUGAGAAGAGAGGUAGUUUAUGAGAAAAGGCAGGAUUAUUGGAUUCCUCUGACCCCCUUGUCUUCCCCAAGUCUCCCCUCCCCAUUUAUUUUCUAAGCUCUGACACCUGGCUGCUGUCUAAAAACACCCCUUGUACAAGAAUGUGAAACACCCCUCGUACAAGAGCAUGCAAUGAUGCAGCACGGCUGAUGCGGACUUUCUCCUUAGUUCCAUGCAAAAUGGGUGCAGCGUUCCCCAGGACGUCCCUCGAGCCGUGUUUCACAGCCGUUCCGAGCCUCUCAGAUUUAGCUUUCCUGAGAAACCCGUGACAUCCCAUUUCUCACCUCAAGACCCCGCUGGGUUUCUAAUUCACCUUGCAUGGAAAGGGGCGCGUUCACUAGGGAACAGAACCCGUCUCCUAGCAAGCAGCUCAGGAAUUGCAGCCAGCUGGGCCCACUGUUGAGCUCAUGGCCAAACAUGGAAGAGCACAAGUCAUUUCACCUGUGGGUGCAAAUGAGCUGUGCAUACGCAAUGCGACAUAAAGUCCACCUUUGUGGUGGGCAUGCAAAGGUGCCGACCCUACCUCUGUGAGGCUAUAGGAUCAUAAAUAGACUCCAACGUGACAACCUGUUCAGCAGAAACCCUCCCCAGUCACACCCACCUUUCCCCUCGGACUAAACAGAUUGUAUUGGUCUCGUCUAUUGCACACGUACCGCACUCAAUGGGACUCAACUGCUUGCUGAAAUGUGAACAUGUGCUUAAGUGCUUGGUUGGGAACUGAGCCAUGAUUAGUGUAUUUUCCUCAGCCUCUAUUUCAAGGCCAUGCCAAAUCCAUUCUGAUAAAUAAGGGCCUUCUCAACCCUUCCUCCAAAGUGCCAACCAAACCGGAAACUUUCUUUUUGUUUUGAAGUUUGAAAAUUCUGUCAGGGUUUUUUUGUUGUUUGUGGUUGGUUGGUUGGGGAAUUUUUUUUUUUUUAAAGUUUUCAUCCCCACUCUCCUCCAAUUGUCUCAUCCUCUCCCAUACCCAUCAUGGCCCAGCCAGCACCAGGAAAUAAUGGGGACUUGCUCUAGAAAGACAGUAUCAUGGGCUGGUAGACUGUGAGAUUGAUGGGUAGGAAGUCCUGAGUUCUAAUCCAGACUCCUACUCAGUAGGGCCUGGUCUACAUGGCGUGGGAAAGUUGAGGUACGCAACUCCAGUUCUGUCGCUGGAGUUGAUGUAUCUUAAAUCCCCAUCUGAACAGUGGGAGGUCAAACACUCCCAUCCGCUUCUCUUACUCCUUGUGAGGAGCAGGAGUACUGGCGCUGAUGGGGGCACCCUUUGAGUUUGACCUAGUGGGUCUUUACUACACCCGCUAAAUCAAACCCCAGAAUAUCGACCUCAACAGCAUUGAUCUUCUGUGUAGACAUGCCUAUACUGAGUAGCCUUGGGCAGGUGAUGGCACUGAUCUGUGCCUCAACUUCCCCAUCUGUCAAAUGGGGCUAAUAAUCAUUAACUGCUUCACUGCGAGGCCCAAUGAUGUACAGCUCUCUGACAAUGCCAAGCACGAGUAAAAAAUGGGCCUGGACCUGAAAUUCCUCAGAGUUUGGAUCCAAUACAGAUCAGACACUAACUGCCAAGCAUUAUAAUUCCUAGCCCAGUCUAGGUACCUUAGCAAUCUGGACCAAGUCAGGCUCAUCCCUGUUUUGAGAUUUGUCCAUCCCUGGGUGGUUUCCUUCUGUGCAUGUCCUGCAUACAACAAACUGGAGAAAACACUUCUGUUUUCAUUCAUUCAUUCAUUCAUUCAUUCAUUCAUUCAUUCAGCACUUCACCCCAUAGCACAUGAGAGAUGUGGUCAGCCUUUCUGCAUGUACAUAUAAAGCAUCUUGUUUCCAACUUCACAUUCUCUGUUCCAGCUGUAUUAGGGGUUUUCUUUUGAAGUUUACAAAUUCUGGGUUCCUGUUUUUUCCACUCCAGCUCCUCUGAGGAAGUGGGUUGUGCCCACAAAAGCUCAUGAAUACUAUAUAUAUAUAUAU